AGCCGCCCUCUGCCGCCCUCGGCUCGGCCUUGGGGUUUCGUUUGAAUUGGCUUUGGAUUGGCUUUGGAUUUGCCGUUUGGAUUUGCGACUUGGACUCGCUUGGACUCGCUUGGAUUCGCUUGGAUUUGCUCUUUGGAUUUGUCCUUUGGAUACUUGUCCUUUGACUUGUCGUUCGACUUGUCCUUUGGCUUUUGCUCUCCGAGUUGCCCUUGGAUUUAUCUCCUGGCCCUUGGCUUGUCGCUUACUUGUCCCUUGGCUUGUCCUUGGCUUGUCGCUUACUUGUGCUUUGGACCGCCGUCCCUCUCAGCCCGUCCUUUCUAUUUAUAAACCCUCUGCACCCUGCCGAGUCCCUUCGUCGCUUCGCCGUCCCUCUUGGCUGUCCCUCUUCGCCGUCCCUCUUCGCCCUUUUUCGUCGCUCUCCGCCCUCCCUCCCUUCCCCCAUCCGAUCGGCCAUGUCGACCUUCACCCCCGUCUUCGGUGCUGGCUCCUCCUCGCAGUCGCCCCCACAGCGCGGCCCGCCCGCUCCUGUUCCCGCCUCGCUGCCUCCAAAAAAGCCCCCGCGUGCCUCCAGGUCGUCGCUGGCCCUUCUCGAGACCCACAAUGCUUCCGAUCCUGUUCCGCUGGCCGGUCCGCCCGUCUCGGUCCCUCCGCCCAAGCCCAUGCGCUCCUUAUCGACCAAGCCCGAGCUGCCUCCACGACCUGCCGUCAAGCCCAAGCCCAGGCUGCUGCCCCAGUCGUCCGGAGACCAGCACCGGCCCUACUCCACCUCGGCCAUCAACGACAUUUCCUGGUUCCGCUCGGCGUCGCCAAACCGCCUGUCGCGCGGUCGGGACAGCGGCGAUCACAGCUCGGUCCGGUCCCGCUCGCCCUCGGCUCUCGGCCGGGCCUCCCAGCAGGACAACCCCGUUUCCAUUCGCGAGCUCUCGACAACCUCGGACAUCCUGGCUGCUCGCCACCUUCUGCGCCACUACUUUCCCGGCAACCUCCUGUCGCCAGAAGAGUUCCUCGACCUUGUCGCAAACUCUCAGCAGCACCAAGGCAUUCUGUUCUAUGGCUGCUUCCUCUCCAUCAGCACACCGGCACUGCCGCCUACUCCGGCCCUCAGCCCAUUCGCAAGUCCUCCUCGCUCGCCACGUCGCUCGUUUAGCGUGGGCUCGGACAUCCUCGCCAGCGCCACCAGCCCGCCGGCUGCCGCUGCCGCUCACCUGAGCCAGCUGCCCCUCUCUGCCAUUGAUUUUUGUGCAGGCGUCGUUCUGCUCAGCAAGCAGUACACCCCCAUCGAGCACUUUUACGUCGAGCACCUCCGCAUCGACGACCGCGCUCGAGGAUACGGCAUCCGAACAAAGCUGCUGGCCCACGUCGAGAUCCUGGCCAGCGAGAAGGGCCUUCCGCUGGUGCGAAAGGGCAAGGAGAACGACAAGUCAACGCCGGCCUCGGGAGACCUGCCAGAGUCGUCUCGCCGUCUCAGCCGAUCCUCAGGCACCGACUGGGAGCAUCGGCGCGUCACUCCCUCCUUUGCCGACGAGGAGGCCGAGGCCGUCAUGAGCCACAUUCUGCGACUGAAACUCGAGGACGAACAGCUGCGGAAAGCUUCCCAGGACUGGGACGAAGCCUCCCGCCGAGCAUCCUCCUUCAUGUAGACUUUUGCUGCCAAACGUAUCCGCCUUCCUCCACUGCCCACGGCCCGCAUACGCCCUACCCUGCAACGGGGAGGAGGGGCGUCCCUGGGCAACGGACAGGUGCCGUCACUCGAUUGUACUGAAACGCCUCGAGGAACGCAAGAUCUGUGUGGCAUGUGUGUUCCCGGUACUCAGGAGUGCCCCCACGGACCCACAUCGAUAUUGCCCAGAUUGCAGAUGCGCCU
Polychytrium aggregatum is the source of this 1864-nucleotide messenger RNA. RefSeq lists its product as uncharacterized. The record is from RefSeq and is a predicted model, not a curated record. The transcript is spliced from 2 exons. Bases 453 to 1640 code for a protein of 395 amino acids. NCBI's taxonomy places the organism in Eukaryota, Fungi, Chytridiomycota, Chytridiomycetes, Polychytriales.